Molecule: messenger RNA, 1203 nt
Organism: Exophiala xenobiotica
Lineage: Eukaryota; Fungi; Ascomycota; Eurotiomycetes; Chaetothyriales; Herpotrichiellaceae
Exons: 4
Coding region: 54-887 (277 amino acids)
Biological process (GO): DNA replication; nucleotide-excision repair; double-strand break repair via homologous recombination
Cellular component (GO): DNA replication factor A complex; chromosome, telomeric region; site of double-strand break
Molecular function (GO): DNA binding
Source: RefSeq, a predicted model, not a curated record
GUCAUCAAUAUCGACAUUCUGCCUGCUCACCAAACCAAUUGUCUCGAGCAAGAAUGGAUUACGGCUACAACAAUCAGUACACGACCUCCUACGGCGCCCAUGGCGCAGCCGACGGUGGCGGUUUCGUUGCGGGAGAACCACAAAGCAGCCCGGCUGCCGGAAGAGGAGGGUAUGGAAAAGACACAGUCCGACCCAUGACGAUCAAGCAAAUCCUUGACUCUCAACAACCACACCCAGACGCAGACUUUCGAGCAGACGGGGAACCCUUCGGUCAAGUCACGUUUGUUGGCCAAAUCCAAGGCAUCAGCACACAACCCACAAACAUCACUUACCGAGUAGAUGAUGGCACUGGCAUGGUCGAAGUGAAGCAAUGGAUCGACACCGACUCCAACAAGGAAGACAGAAUGGACGGCGUCGAGUCGAACAAGCCCAAACUGGUCGAGAAUGGAUACUGCCGUGUCUGGGGCCGAUUAAAAUCGUUCAACAACAAAAGACACGUUGGUGCGCACAUCAUCCGACCCAUUACGGACUACAACGAGAUAAACUACCACUUGCUCGAGGCUACGGCUGUGCAUCUGUUCUUUACGAGAGGGCCACCUCAGGCACAACAGGCCAACGGCAACAAGGACGCGGGUGCGAAUGGUGGUCAUCAAGACUUUGCCAGCGCGGCCGACAAUGCUCUAUCCGGCAUCUCACCUCUGGGACGGAAGGUCUUCCAUACAUUGAAGAACACCCCGCAGAGCAACGAAGGCCUGCACGUCCAGAUGAUUGCUUCGCAGAUGGGGAUGCCUGUCAGUGAGGUCUACAAAGGCGCCGAAGAAUUAUUAGCGAUCGGCAUGAUAUUUACCACCGUGGAUGAUAACACUUGGGCAGUAUUGGAUGCAUAAAUGCACUGACUCCGUGUUGAGUCAUGCCCAUUCCAAGACUCACCUGUCUUGUGGAUCUGCAUCGCCACAUCUAGUUUGGACAGCGGCGCUGGUUGUACAUUAUGAUGAUACGAAAGAACUCGGACUAGGAUGAUGUCUGAUAGACCGAAGUACUCAUGAGUGCAAAUUUAAUGUCUCAUGACGAUGACAAGGACCAAUGUCUACGGAAAAGCCUUGAUCCGAUGUACAUGCAUGAUCCACCUCCUUUCUCCCCACGCCCUCGACAUUUCCGCCCUCCGGCAAGUAACCAGCUAUUGAGCCUAAAUUCAGAUGUGGA